This is a messenger RNA of Morus notabilis, 948 nucleotides long. RefSeq names its product WEB family protein At1g12150-like. The transcript has a single exon. The record is from RefSeq and is a predicted model, not a curated record. The annotation marks the transcript as partial. NCBI's taxonomy places the organism in Eukaryota, Viridiplantae, Streptophyta, Magnoliopsida, Rosales, Moraceae.
UCCGAGCUCGAAAGGGCUGAUAGAACACUGCAGGAUUUGACCACCAAGCUCAACACCGUGAACGAGUCCAAGCAAUCCGCAAUUGCAGCCAUGGAAGCAGUUAAAGAACUCGCCAUGAAGCUUGAAGUGGAGAAAUCGAAGAAAGCAAUCGGAACUGAAGCUUGGAAACGGGAGUUAGAACAGACGAGGAAGGAAUACACAGCCACAGUUGCGGAACUCAAUGCUUCAAAGCAAGAGCUGACUAAAAUCAGGCAGGAUUUCGACGCAGCAUUGGAGGCCAAACUGGCUGCGUUCCAGCAGGCAGGAGAAGCGCAGCGUUCUGCAAACGCGAAUGCAGAGAAGGUCAGUGAGAUUUCGGGGCAAAUCUCCGCAAUGCGGGCCUCCAUUGAUCAGUUCAAGCUUGCCUCUCAGCAAGUCCAGGUAGAGCAGGCAAAGAUUGCCGCGGAGAAAGAGGCGAGCCUGCAAGCUUACAUAGCCGCUAAGGAAGAAGCAGAGAAGAAAUUGGAGUCUCUGAAGAAGCAAGUUGAUCCUGAAGUAACCAAAGAUCUAGAGGCAAAGCUUGGAGAAGCAACUUCAGAUGUUGAAGUUUUGCAAGAAAAGAUGAGAAGAGCCCACGAAUCGGAAAUUGAGAAAGUGAGAGUUGUGACAAUGGAGAUCAAUGAAGCCACAAAAACACUGCAAGGAGUUGCUGAAGAAGAAAGCUCUCUCAGAAGCUUGGUGGGAUCGCUUAAGAUGGAAUUGGAGAGUGUGAAGAAGGAAAUUGCAAUGGAAUUUUCUGCUGCUAAUCAAAAUGAGCAGAGAUUCGCGUUACAGAAACUACUAGAAGAAACUGAAGGUGCAAGGCGGGAAGAACAGGAGAUGAAGAGAAACGCCAAUAGGCUGAAGCAAGAAGCGGAAGAUUCAAGAGUUUUGGCAGAGGAAGCAGAGAAAAGGCUAAAUAUCAUUCUG